AUGUCGACCACCGUCGUGCAUCCCGGAGGCCCCACUCGCCUCAUCUCCCAGGCUCAGCAGUGCCCCGUCAUGAGCCAGAGCCUCACCAUCCAGGCUGAGCAGACCAGCGGUGUCGCUGCCAACGCCUCUGCACCCACCUUUGGCGCCUCGGGCAGCUCCUUCUUCGCCAACGCUGCUCGUCCCACUUUUGCUGCCGUCGCCGCCGCCGCUUCGGGCUGUCCCUUCUCCAACCAUAUGAAUGGUGGCGCCGCUCAGCAGGUACGAUCGUACGUUUCGCGCUCCGAGGCUACCCGCGCCUCUGUCGCUCAGCCGGACGACAUCGAGCGUCUCCACGCCAAGGAGGGCAUCAGCCUCGCCGACCAGGCCAACGCCGAAAAGUGCCCUCACGCCCGCAAGCUCGCCGAAGUGGCCGCCGCUGCUGCUGCCACCGACUCGCUGCCCCAGCACCAGCGCAGAAAGAGCAUCAAGAACAAGCAGGUGCGCACCCCCGGUUCCGGUUUGGGUGUUCACCCCGAGCCCGAAGCCUACGACCGACCUGGCUUCCAUUACGAAAAGUUCUAUCACGAUCAGCUCCAGGCCAAGCAUGCCGACAAGUCGUACCGCUACUUCAACAACAUCAAUCGCCUUGCCGGCAAGGCUCCCAAAGGUCAUCUCUCUGCCGAGGCCGACGAGAUCACCGUCUGGUGUGCCAACGACUACCAGAACAUGAGCCGUCACCCCGCUGUGCUCGAGGCCAUGAAGGAUACGCUCGACAAGUACGGCGCCGGCGCUGGUGGCACCCGUAACAUCGCUGGUCACAACCGUCACGUCGAGACCAUCGAGCAGACGCUGGCACAGCUCCACCGCAAGGAUGCGGCGCUCGUGUUUGGCUCGUGCUAUGCCGCCAACGAUGCCACGCUUACCAUCCUCGGCUCCAAGCUGCCCAACUGCGUCAUCCUCUCCGACUCGAGCAACCACGCCUCGAUGAUCCAAGGCAUCAAGCAUUCGGGUGCCAAGAAGGUCAUCUACAAGCACAACGAUAUGGCUGACCUCGAGGCCAAGCUGCAGGCCAUCCCCGUAGACGUGCCCAAGAUCAUCGCCUUCGAAUCUGUUUACUCCAUGUGCGGAACCGUCGGCCCCAUCGAGAAGACGAUCGAGCUGGCUGAAAAGUACGGAGCCAUCACCUUCCUUGACGAGGUGCACGCGGUCGGCAUGUACGGCCCUCGCGGCGCCGGUGUCGCCGAGCACCUCGACUGGGAUGCGCAGGUGGCUCAGGGUGACAAGCCUGGUCUGCUCAAGGGUAGCAUCAUGGAUCGCAUCGACAUCAUCACCGGUACUCUCGGCAAAGCUUACGGUAACGUCGGCGGGUACAUUGCCGGCUCGAACCGCUUUGUGGAUCUGAUUCGCUGCUUUGCUCCUCAGUUCAUCUUUUCUACGACGCUCCCUCCUGCCGUGCUCACCGGUGCCAAUACUGCCAUCCAGGUGCUGAUGGAGUCCAACGACUCGCGCAUCCUGCAGCAGGUGCGUACGCGCGAGACCAAGGACAAGCUCAUCGCCGCUGGCAUUCCGCUCCAGCACAAUCCUUCGCACAUUGUUCCUGUGCUCGUUGGUGAUGCCGCCAAAGCCAAGGCCGCUUCCGACAUGCUGCUCGAGGAGUACGGUUGCUACGUGCAACCCAUCAACUUCCCCACCGUCGCCCGCGGUCUCGAGAGGCUGCGCGUGACGCCUACUCCUGGACACACCUCUGCCGACGUCGAUCACCUCGUCUACGCCCUCACGCAGAUCUGGAAGGAGCUUGGCCUGCGCACCGUCGACGAUCUGCGUGCCGCACCCGAAGGAGAGGAUGCGCUCGCCGACCUGUUCAAGGCUUCUGAGCAGACGGCCCGGGAGAACCCUCUUUGGACCGACAAGCUGCUCGGCUUGAACGAGCUCAAGGCCAACAUCCGUGCCAACGGCUUCGCCGCUCGUGGCCCGAGUGUUGCUGCUCCGCCUGCGGCUCGCGCAGUCGGCGUCGCUGCCUGA
This is a messenger RNA of Pseudozyma hubeiensis SY62, 2001 nucleotides long. RefSeq names its product 5-aminolevulinate synthase. The coding region runs from base 1 to 2001 and encodes 666 amino acids. The transcript has a single exon. Gene Ontology annotation, cellular component: mitochondrion. NCBI's taxonomy places the organism in Eukaryota, Fungi, Basidiomycota, Ustilaginomycetes, Ustilaginales, Ustilaginaceae. Gene Ontology annotation, molecular function: pyridoxal phosphate binding; 5-aminolevulinate synthase activity. Gene Ontology annotation, biological process: heme biosynthetic process. The record is from RefSeq and is a predicted model, not a curated record.